Chelonia mydas (Green sea turtle) is the source of this 5052-nucleotide messenger RNA. Its product is annotated as serine-rich adhesin for platelets-like. NCBI's taxonomy places the organism in Eukaryota, Metazoa, Chordata, Testudines, Cheloniidae. The transcript has 2 exons. The record is from RefSeq and is a predicted model, not a curated record. The coding region runs from base 1 to 5052 and encodes 1683 amino acids.
AUGGCUGAGACCAGCACUGUCUUUGAGUCCAUCUCUAUGCCCAGUGCUUCCAACACGACCUCUGUGGCUGAGACCAGCCCUGUGUCCGAGUCCGUCUCUGCGCCCAGAGCUUCCUCCUUGACCUUGACAGCUGAGAGCAGCACUGUCUCCGAGUCCGUCUCUGCGCCCGGCGAGAGCAGCACCAUCUCUGAAUCCGUCUCAAUGCAAAGCGGUUCCAGCCCGACCUCUGUGGUCCAGACCAGCACCGGCUCUGAGUCCGUCUCUAUGCCCAGAACUUCCAGCCCGACCUCCAUGGCCAAAUCCAGCACUGACUCCGAGUUCGUCUCCUUGGCCACCGCUUCCAUCCCAACCACCAUGUCCGAGUCCAUCUCUCUGUCCAGCACUUCCAGCCCGACCUCUGUCACUCAGACCAGCACUGUCCUUGAGUUCGUCUCUACGCCCAGUGCUUCCAGCCCGACCUUCACAACCAAGAUGAGCUCCAACUCUGAGUCCGUCUCCUCCCCCAGAUCUUCCAGCCUGACCUACACGGCUGAGACCAGCACGAUCUCCGAAUCCAUCUCCACGCAAAGCGCUUCCAGCCCAACCUCUGUGGCUGAGACCAGCACUGUGUCCGAGUCCGUCUCUGGGUCCAGUGCUUCCAGCCCAACCUCCACAGCAGAGACUAACACUGUCUCCGAGUCCAUCUCUACACCCAGUGCUUCCAGCCCAACCUCUAUGACCAGCACCAUCUCCGAAUCCGUCUCCAUGCAAAGCGCUUUCAGCCUGAACUCUGUGGCCGAGACCAGCACCUCCAAGUCUGCCUCCUCGCCCAGAGCUUCCACCUCGAUCUCUAGGACCGAGACCAGCACCAUCUCCGAAUCCAUCUCCACGCAUAGCGCUUCCAUCCUCACCUCUAGGACCGAGACCAGCACUGCCUCUGUGUCCAUCUCCUCGCCCAGAGCUUCCAGCCUGAGCUCUAUGGCCGAGACCAGCACCUCUGAGUCCAUCUCUCCAUCCAGCACUUCUAGACCCACCUCUGUGACUCAGACCAGCACUGUCUUUGAGUUGGUCUCUACGCCCAGUGCCUCCAGCCUGACAUCCACAACAGAGACUAGCACCGGCUCCGAGUCCGUCUCCACACAAAGCGCUUCCAGCCCGACCUCUGUGGCCGAGACCAGCACUGUCUCCGAGCCCGUCUCCCUGCCCAGAUCUUCCAGCCCGAGCUCUAUGACCGAGACCAGCACCAGGUCCAAGUCCAUCUCCAUACAAAGCGCUUCCAGCCCGAUCUCUGUGGCUGAGACCAGCACCUCCGAGUCCAGCUCUCCGUCCGGCACUUCUAGACCGUCCUCUGUGACUCAGAGUAGCACCAUCUCCGAGUCCAUCUCCUCGUCCAGAGCUUCCAGUCCGACGUCCAUGACUGAGACCAGCAGCAUCUCUGAGUCCUUCUCCUCCCACACAGUUUCCAGCCCGAGCUCUACGGCUGAGUUGAGCACCAGGUCCGAGUCCAUCUCCUCCCCUAGAGCUUCCAGCCUGACCUCCACGGCGGAGAGCAGCACCAUCUCCGAAUCCGUCUCCACGCAGAGCGCUUCCAGCCCGACCUCUAGGACUGAGACUAGUACUGUCUCCGAGUCUGUCUCCUCGCCCAGAGCUUCCAGCCCGACCUCCACAGCCGAGAUCAGCACUGUCUCCGAGUCUGUCUCUAUGCCCAGAGCUUCCACCCCGACCUCUAGGACCGAGUCCAGCACUGUCUCCGAAUUCGUCUCCACGCAAAGUGCUUCCACCUUGAUCUCUGGGACCGAGACCAGCCCCAACUCCGAAUCCAUCUCCAUGCAUAGCGCUUCCAUCCUCACCUCUAGGACCGAGACCAGCACUGCCUCUGUGUCCAUCUCCUCGCCUAGAGUUUCCAGCCCGAGCUCUAUGGCCGAGACCAGCACCUCCGAGUCCAUCUCUCCAUCCAGCACUUCUAGACCCACCUCUGUGACUCAGACCAGCACUGUCUUUGAGUCGGUCUCUACGCCCAGUGCCUCCAGCCUAACCUCCACAGCAGAGACUAGCACCGGCUCUGAGUCCGUCUCCACACAGAGCGCUUCCAGCCUGAUCUCUGUGGCUGAGACCAGCACCUCCGAGUCCAGCUCUCCGUCCGGCACUUCUAGACCGACCUCUGUGACUCAGAUCAGCACCAUCUCCGAGUCCAUCUCCUUACCCAUAGCUUCCAGUCCGACAUCCAUGACCGAGACCAGCAGCAUCUCCGAGUCCUUCUCCUCCCAUGCAGGUUCCAGCCCGAGCUCUACGGCUGAGUCCAGCACCAGGUCCGAGUCCGUCUCCUCCCCUAGAGCUUCCAUCCCGACCUCCAUGGCCAAGACCAGCACUGUGUCCGAGUCCAUCUCCUUCCCUAAAGCUUCCAGCCUGACUUCCACGGCAGAGAGCAGCACCAUCUCCAAAUCCGUCUCCACACAAAGCACUUACACCCUGACCUCUAGGACUGAGACUAACAGUGUUUCCCAGUCCGUCUCCCUGCCCAGAUCUUCCAGCCCGAGCUCAGUGGCCGAGAGCAGCACCAUCUCCGAAUCCAUCUCCACGCAAAGCGCUUCCAGUCCGACCUCCACAGCAGAGACCAGCACCAGCUCCGAGACUGUCUCUAUGCCCAGAUCUUCCAUCCCAACCACCACGUAUGAGUCCAUCUCUCUCUUCAGCUCUUCCAGCCCGACCUCUGUGACUCAGACCAGCACUGUCUUCGAGUCGGUCUCUACGCCCAGUGCUUCCAACCUGUCCUCCACAGCAGAGACUAGCACCGGCUCUGAGUCCGUCUCCUCCCUCCGAUCUUUCAGCCUGACUUCCACGGCCGAGACUAGCACUGUCUCCGAAUCCAUCUCCACCCAAAGCGCUUCCACUCUGACCUCUAGGACCGAGACCAGCCCUGAGCCCGAGUCCACCUCCUCGCCCAGUGCUUCCAGCCCGACCUCCACAGCCGAGAUCAGCACUGUCUCCGAGUCUGUCUCUAUGCCCAGAGCUUCCACCCCGACCUCUAGGACCGAGUCCAGCACUGUCUCCGAAUUCAUCUCCACGCAAAGUGCUUCCACCUCGAUCUCUGCGAAAGAGACCAGCACCAACUCUGAAUCCAUCUCCACGCAUAGUGCUUCCAUCCUCACCUCUAGGACCGAGACCAGCACUGCCUCUGUGUCCAUCUCCUCGCCGAGAGCUUCCAGCCUGAGCUCUAUGGCCGAGACCAGCACCUCCGAGUCCAUCUCUCCAUCCAGCACUUCUAGACCCACCUCUGUGACUCAGACCAGCACUGUCUUUGAGUCGGUCUCUACACCCAGUGCCUCCAGCCUAACCUCCACAGCAGAGACUAGCACCGGCUCCGAGUCCGUCUCCACACAAAGCGCUUCCAGCCCGACCUCUGUGGCCGAGACCAGCACUGUCUCCGAGUCCGUCUCCAUGCCCAGAUCUUUCAGCCCGAGCUCUAUGACCGAGACCAGCACCAGGUCCAAGUCCAUCUCCAUACAAAGCCCUUCCAGCCCGAUCUCUGUGGCUGAGACCAGCACCUCCGAAUCCAUCUCUCCGUCCAACACUUCUAGACCGACCUCUGUGACUCAGAGUAGCACCAUCUCCGAGUCCAUUUCCUCGCCCAGAGCUUCCAGUCCGACGUCCAUGACUGAGACCAGCAGCAUCUCCGAGUCCUUCUCCUCCCACACAGCUUCCAGCCCGAGCUCUACGGCCGUGUUGAGCACCAGGUCCGAGUCCAUCUCCUCCCCUAGAGCUUCCAGCCUGACCUCCACGGCGGAGAGCAGCACCAUCUCCGAAUCCGUCUCCACGCAGAGCGCUUCCAGCCCGACCUCUAGGACUGAGACUAGUACUGUCUCCGAGUCUGUCUCCUCGCCCAGAGCUUCCAGCCUGACCUCCACAGCCGAGAUCAGCACUGUCUCCGAGUCUGUCUCUAUGCCCAGAUCUUCCAGCCCGACCUCUAGGACCGAGUCCAGCACUGUCUCCGAAUUCAUCUCCACACAAAGUGCUUCCACCUCGAUCUCUGGGACCGAGACCAGCCCCAACUCCGAAUCCAUCUCCAUGCAUAGCGCUUCCAUCCUCACCUCUAGGACCGAGACCAGCACUGCCUCUGUGUCCAUCUCCUCGCCCAGAGCUUCCAGCCCAAGCUCUGUGGCCGAGAGCAGCACUGUCUCUGAGUCCGUCUCCCUGCCCAGAUCUUCCAGCCCAAGCUCUGUGGCCGAGAGCAGCACCAUCUCCGAAUCCAUCUCCACGCAAAGCGCUUCCAGUCCGACCUCCACAGCAGAGACCAGCACUGGCUCCGAGACUGUCUCAAUGCCCCUAUCUUCCAUCCCAACCACCACAUACGAGUCCAUCUCUCUGUUCAGCUCUUCCAGCCCGACCUCUGUGACUCAGACCAGCACUGUCUUCGAGUCGGUCUCUGCGCCCAGUGCUUCCAACCUGUCCUCCACAGCAGAGACUAGCACCGGCUCUGAGUCCGUCUCCUCCCCCCGAUCUUUCAGCCUGACUUCCACGGCCGAGACUAGCACUGUCUCCGAAUCCAUCUCCACCCAAAGCGCUUCCACUCCGACCUCUAGGACCGAGACCAGCCCUGAACCCGAGUCCACCUCCUCGCCCAGUGCUUCCAGCCCGGCCUCCACAGCCGAGAUCAGCACUGUCUCCGAGUCUGUCUCUAUGCCCAGAGCUUCCACCCCGACCUCUAGGACCGAGUCCAGCACUGUCUCCGAAUUCAUCUCCAUGCAAAGUGCUUCCACCUCGAUCUCUGAGACCGAGACCAGCACCAACUCCGAAUCCAUCUCCACGCAUAGCGCUUCCAUCCUCACCUCUAGGACCGAGACCAGCACUGCCUCUGUGUCCAUCUCCUCGCCGAGAGCUUCCAGCCCGAGCUCUAUGGCCGAGACCAGCACCUCCGAGUCCAUCUCUCCAUCCAGCACUUCUAGACCCACCUCUGUGACUCAGACCAGCACUGUCUUUGAGUCGAUCUUCCAGCCCGAGCUCUAUGACCGAGACCAGCACCAGGUCCAAGUCCAUCUCCAUAGAAAGCGCUUCCAGCCCGACCUCUGUGGCUGA